AUGGACAAUAUAUUCGACUACUCAUGCUAUCGAUUUACCAAACACAGUCUACAAUGUAUCGGCCAUUGGCCGUUUCAAUCGCGGAGGGACAAAAUCUUUCUUAGAUGUUUAACCUUUUUUCUGAUUAGUACUAUAUUAAUACCAAAGAUAAUUAAACUCAUUGAGUCAUUGAAUGAUUUGGACAUGGUCGUUGAGUGUCUACCCAUUAUCGGGUGCUAUAUAGUAGGCAUGAUAAAAUUUUUCAACUGGAUCAUAAUGGAGGAUCAUAUGAAACAGUUGUUACUGACGAUCAAGAGAAAUUGGGAAGAUUUGAACGUUGAAUCUGAACUUGAAGUGCUACACCAGUAUUCAGACCAAUCACGACGUUUGAAUAUAGCUUAUACAACAUGCUGCUACUCGGUUCUCCUCUUUUAUUUCUGUUCACCUGCGGUUCCGAAAAUUUUGGAUAUAAUAAAACCGCUAAAUGGAAGUCGUCCUCGGAUACCUCUCUAUCACACAGAAUUCUUCAUUGAUCAAGACAAAUAUUACGUGCAUCUAUUGAUUCAUGCUUAUCUGACAGUACCUGUUGGGCUGUCAUACGCCGUUUUUUUCGAUAAUUUGUUUGCAACUCUGAUCCAUCACGCCUGUGGAAUGAUUGAAAUUUUGAAAUUACGUCUGGAAGCAUUACAUAUCAAGAAUACCACGCAAGGCCCAAUAAAAUUUGAGAUAGUAAUGAAUCGGAUAAGGACAUCCUCGGACCUUCAAACUGAAAUUUUCAAGUUCAUUGAAAAACUAGAGGCCGCAUAUAGCUUUGCCCUUUUGAUCAUUGUCGCAGUUAAUAUGAUAUUGAUCAUUACUGCUGGGGUAGCAGCUGUCGUCAAAAUGUCUCAUCCAAAUGAAAUGAUCAGGGUUACAAUUGUCAACAUGUGUGCUCUUACGCAUCUGUUUUGGAGUAGUUGGUUAGGACAUAAUCUCAUAGUGCACAGCGAACAUAUCUUUCUAUCAACGUUAAGCAAAUGGUACCUUUCGCCGAGUCCAUUACAAUCAAUCCUCAUCCCCAUUAUGGUGAGGAGUAUGAAACCCUGUCGACUAACGGCAGGAAAAUUAUACACAAUGUCGAUGGAAAGCUUCGGAGCGAUGGUGAAAACAAUCAUGUCUUUCAUGACGGUUUUAAAUUCUAUGCGAUGA
Messenger RNA from Diachasma alloeum, 1167 nucleotides. RefSeq lists its product as uncharacterized. NCBI's taxonomy places the organism in Eukaryota, Metazoa, Arthropoda, Insecta, Hymenoptera, Braconidae. The transcript is spliced from 9 exons. Gene Ontology annotation, biological process: sensory perception of smell; detection of chemical stimulus involved in sensory perception of smell. Bases 1 to 1167 code for a protein of 388 amino acids. Gene Ontology annotation, cellular component: plasma membrane. Gene Ontology annotation, molecular function: olfactory receptor activity; odorant binding. The record is from RefSeq and is a predicted model, not a curated record.